Molecule: messenger RNA, 3927 nt
Organism: Meloidogyne enterolobii
Lineage: Eukaryota; Metazoa; Nematoda; Chromadorea; Rhabditida; Meloidogynidae
Source: the annotation of a GenBank genome assembly
AUGCGUUUACUCUUUACUUUAAUAAAUUACAUUUUCAGAAUUUUCUUUUCAAUGAAUCCUCGAAAUGGCCAAAUUUCACGAGCAAUGAGAAAUCGUACAUUAGAAAUCCAAUUUUGUGUCGAUCAAUUGGCUUAUCAUGAAGAAUUCUGGAAUAAAAACAUUUAUGAUGCUCUUUCAAUUAUAUUUAAUCCAUGCAUUGAUUUUCAAACUAAUCUUGCGAAUUCAGUACUUCUGAAAAAAGAACUAUUAAUUUGUUCUCUACCUCCAGAACAAUUGUUGAAAUGCGCUGCUCUUUUUUAUGCAAAAAUGAAAUCAAAUUUAGGCAUUGAGUUUAAAAACAUUUUGAGUUUGUUUCUCGACGUACUGACAAGUCAAAAUAAUAAUUUAUUAUCAACAGAAUUACCAAUUCAAUGUUACUUUCCCUUAUUGCGACCUUCUUUUAAAGGCGAUUUACCCAUUUUUAUCAUCAAUUAUUAUUGCCGUUGUUGGGCUGCAAUUUUUAACAAAUCAAUUCAUUUAAACAUUCCAAUAGAAUUAUUUAUACAAAUGGCUUUUGUUUUUCCUUUAGAGCUUGUGUUAGAGCAUAAUCCUUUUAUUCUUGAUUGUGUUACUAAUAAUUUUAAUUCUCGGGAACUUCGUUUAUCAAUUACAAAAAUUUACGAUCAACUGAAAAUUUUUAUUUCAAGAAUUCUUUGUGAAAAUGACAAAAUUGUUAUUAUCGAUGAAAUUAUUCUUUCAACUUUUGAGAACUUUCAAUUUCAUCAUUGCCUAUGGAAUCAAUUACAAUCUAAUAUUACAAAUUCAACUUAUCUUGGAGAACAAUAUUUGUCUACUUUACGUGUCUCUGCUUGUUUAUGCAAGCCGUUUACUACUUAUGAUCAAAUGUGUUCGUGUCUACAACGUUGGAAAGAUGAAGAGAAUUUGCUAGUUAAUAGUUGCCAAAUCUUAGAAGAAUCGAAAUCUAUAUUUGCUCCUUUAAAACAGCAUUUACUUGAAUUAUUAAACAAAAUUGGUUAUCUAUUUUGUAGCAAUUCAACUUCUACUUUUCUAUUUGAUUGGAUUAAUGCAGGAGGAAAUGAACGAUUAUUUUUAUUUUCUCGAUUUAUGAGUAACUCCAAUUUAAUGCAGAAUAUCAAUUGUAAUGAACAGCCACUUUCUUUGUUUUCAUAUUUGAGCAAUAACGCUUUUAUUACACAUUCUGCCAAUUCAUUGUUGUGGUCUCGGAUUAAUUAUAAUGAUAAUCUCCUGCUGCAUGUUCGAGUUUGUGAAAUGUCAGAUGCUUUACAUCAAUUAGAACGGACUUCUGAACUUUUUUGGGAUAUUGUUUUUGCAUCAAAAUGUUUAAGUGAAACAAACAGUAUUCUUUUAUCUGAAUGUGAAAAACAUUUUUCUAUUAUAUCAGCUUCUAGCCUUAACCAAAAUUUUUCAAUAAAAUCAAUUUUAUUUAAAAUAAAUUUAUUGACUCCGCCCAAAGGAUUUCUUGAUAAUAUAUUUUAUAUUCACAAGAAAAAGAAUUAUCUACAAAUUAAAAAUCAGUAUAUCGAACAUUAUUUUUGUGUUUUGAGAGAUUUUCUUCAAUUAACGAUUUCUAAAGAUUAUGAUAUAGAUCAAGUUUGUACAAUUUCCUCCAGUCAUUCAAAAUUCUUCGCUGCUUUUUCUGAUGUAAGACAAACAACAAUUUCCCAGGUUAAUGGUUUAGAAGAAGAUUUUUGUUUUUGGACUAAAAAUCAGCGUGUUUAUCGAAUCGAAAUGCUGGGGGCUGACGAAAUGACAUACAAAAAAUCGAAAUUUAUUAAUUUCGACAAUUUCCAAGAGAAUAUUGUUUAUGAAUUAUAUAAUUGUACUACUGCUUUAAAUGAACUAUUCACUCCACACCUCUUGGAAGAUUUGGAUAAAUUACAAACAAUACUACACCAAAAUGAGAUUGAACGAUUUUGUUCUUUAUUAUUGAGUGCUUUCCAGACAGUUCAAGUUUUGAGGAAACGUUUAUAUUCUUUGUUUUGUUCUAAUUUUCCUACAAUUCUUCUUUUUCCUGAUGUGUUUAUGCCUUAUUUAUUUGCUCUCAACUGCCUUGCUAUUUUCUUAUCGGAACAACAUAAAUGUGCAAAGGAAAGAUUAACUACUUGUAUUCAAAACAAUAAAAUUAUUAAUGUUUUUCUGUCCCCAUUUGAAGAGAUACCCAAUGAGCAAACUAAUUUAAACAUUCUACUUAAUCAAUUACUAUCUGACGCUGUUAAUUUUUCUCCUCGUCAAAAACUUCCCGUUAUUCUCUGGUAUAUUAAUUAUAUCAAAAUAAACUUCAAAAAUCCUUUGGUUGAAAAAUGUCAAAUAAAAUUUUUGCAAUGGCUUUUUAAACUUUGGGAGCUAUGGCAUGAAAAAUAUGCAAAAGCUAAGAAAGAGCAACUUUAUGUCGUAAAGAAGAAGGUUAAUAAUGAAGAUCUAUUGGACGAGGAUGGACAAAUUAUUAAUUCAAAUGAUGUUGAUGAAGAAGAGGUGAUAAUUUUUUUGUUUUUGUAUAUUCUUUUAUUUCAGUUCAACAACUAUUUGCCUGACUUUAGCGUAUCUACUGAAAACGAACCAAUUACCAAGACACCAAUAUCCGAAGAAAUUGAUUUAUCUCUUAACGGCGAUGAUAUUUAUUCAGCACUACAAGCGAUGCUUUCAUCCUCUGAAAAUCUGAAGCUUCCAUUUCUUAAUUUCAUGUCCUUCUUGGCUGAUCCUAAUCAGGGCUUAUUUUAUCGCAAUUCAUCAUCAACAACAAAUGAAAAUUUUGCAUUCCAUCAUCUUUUACAACUCAAUGAGCUAUGUCAAAAAUUAGUGAAACAACCUAAUGAAGGACGACGUCAAAUAAUUUCUAAUUGUCUUCCAUUGAAUGUGUAUAAGGAAUCUGAACCAAGCUCUCUUAUUCAAUGUUGUGAAUUGCUUGAACCACUUCGAAUGUCUGCAUCUCGUUUACUUGAUGAAUUUCCCGAAAAUAUUCAUUUACUUCAACUUUUGUCUACCAUUGAUAUGUUUAAUGAUGUGCAAGCAGGAGUUCCGCUUAUGAAACAUGCUGCACAAUUGGAACGAAUUUUAGAGUAUGCCGAAACAUGGGAAUCAAUUUCGGAUAGAGCACACUCUAUGCGUGAGCAAAUGUAUCCUUUACAAGAGUUACUUGUAGAAUGGCGCCGUCGUGAAGUUCAAUGUUGGAACGAAUUAAUUAGUUUUGUUAAACGUGACACAUCACAACUUGCUGUUUUGGUCAGUUGGCCACUUUUUAAAUAUGCAUUUGAGCUGGAAUGUGAUAAAAACAAAUUAUUGUUAAUGCUUACUGAAUGGCUUCAAAAUUCAACAUUGGGUGAUUUUGAAACUCGUAUUUGGACUGGUCGACUUCUUUCGCAUUUUAUUUCAUUAUUUGAACAAGAGAAUGAGAAAAUAAGCGAGGAGAAAUAUAAACUUUCUUGUUGCGUUUCAUGUAUUGUUGAUCAUUUUGAGCAGUUUAAAGAUCAAGCUAAAGAACGUUAUGCACAACUUUACAGCCCAAUCGAAACUGAAUUACGUAAUUUUACUCGUGUUGUUUCUUAUAAUGAUCUGAAUUUAUGGAGUGUCCGGGAGUCAGUCAAGCGUGCGCAUGUUCAAUUAUCUAGGAUUUUACGAAAAUUUAAGGAAAUGUUCAAUGAAUUACUUUCACCUAUUUUGCUUGACAAACUGCCAGGAUUACCACCUCAAGCAUUAAAUCCUUUCCCAAGUUCUCUACCAUUAUAUAAUAAACAAUGUUCUGAGUCAACUUUUUCCCAAAUGCUCAACAAUUUUGAAAUAAAAUUUGAUAAACAAUUACAAAAGUUGGUUGCAUUGAAUGAAUUGUGUAAUAUCAAGGAAUCUGCUGUUGAUUUUCUUCAAUUAGUGAUGAAUAAUGUUUCCUAUCAAAGCAUUGAUAAAACGAGUUAG